GCCUUAUUUCUACAGAACAGUGGUGCUGGGCUCAGUUUCCCCCUACUCACAAGUUAUAGAAAGCUAUGGUGAGCCUUUUUUAUGACUUCUACUCAGGAAACCAUGGACAAAAAGGAGGCGCCAACUAGUAAAAAACCCAAGAAACGGGCGAGGCUGGAGGCUGCAUUCAAGGACUUGUCAAUGACACUUCUUUGGGUGUUGUUUGCUGCCUGCCUCCUGUCUGCAACCUAUGGUUACAACAUCUGGCUGAUCUACUCCCCUUCUGUGCUCAUAAAAGACUUUUAUAACGUAACCACUUUCCCCCCGAAGAUGAACCCCAACAUCAAGUUAUUCUUGAUGUCCUCCUCCAUCGCUUUAUAUCCACUGGGAGGUACAUUUGGGGCACUUCUGAUUGGCGUCCUGGAGGAUAGAUGUGGCAGGAAAGGCACUUUGAUUAUUACUAAUGUUUUGUCCAUUCUCUCUGCUAUACUCAUGGGUUGCACACAUGAGGUAACUACAUAUGAAUUCAAAAUGGUUGCACGCUUGGUGACUGGAAUAUGUUCAGGAAUAAUCUACAGUGCUGUUCCCAUAUACAUUGGCGAGAUAUCGCCUGUAGAGCUGCGAGGAUGCAUAACCAUGACGGCCAACUUCUUUUUUUCCAUUGGUGUCUUGUUGGCUCAGACCCUGGCUCUUCGGGAAGUCCUGGGGAAUGAAAGAGGUUGGCCGAUUCUGAUGUGCUUUGCUGGGGUCAUGCCAGUGUGUCAGGUCUUCCUACUGCCCUUCAUUCCUGAAAGUCCUAGGUACUUAUACAUUCAGAAGAAGGAUGAAGAUGGUGCAAGAGAAGCCUUGCAGAUGUUGAGAGGACGGGAAGACGUGGAGGACGAGAUGGACGAGCUCCGCGAGGAGUUCUUUGCUGCGAAGGCAGAAAAGCCCUUGAACACGCCCAAAUUGCUCUGGAAGAGAAGCCUGCGAUGGCAAGUCAUCACUGUAAUUACCUUGAUGGCUUCCCAGCAUCUCACUGGAGUCAUUGCGGCUUACUAUUAUUCAGAGAGAACCUACACGUAUACACAUAUGGGAAAAGACAAUGUCCGCUUCAUGAGUAUAGCUACCAGUGUGAGUUUCUGCCUGGCAAACAUGUUUACGAUGUUUUUAGUUGAUUCUGUGGGGCGGAAGAUUCUGCUUCUCUCUGGCUUUGGCGUCUGCGGCAUCCUCUGUGUUCUGUUAGCAAUUACUGUGGAAUUGCAGGACACCAUAAAUGAGAUGGCGUAUUUCAGCACAGUUUUUAUUCUCCUAUUUCUCCUUGCACAGUGCAUUGGCCCAAAUUCAACUCCGUGUCUAAUUGUAUUGGAGCUGUUCCUUCAGACAUCGCGGGCCUCAGGCUUUGUGAUUGCGGGCUUUGUGCACUGGUUCAUGAACUUUGUAUCAGGAGUGCUUUUUUAUCACACAGAGAAGUUGAUUGGAUCCUACUGCUUUCUGCUUUACUUCCCUAUCUGCCUAGCCACCUUUUUGUUCAUCUUGAAGUUUCUCCCAGAAACCAAGAAGAGGACCUUUGUGGAUAUCAAGAGAAUCAUGUUGCUGCGGUCAGUCAAGAAGGUCACAGCCACGGUGGUUGAUUAG
Messenger RNA from Podarcis muralis (Common wall lizard), 1596 nucleotides. Lineage: Eukaryota; Metazoa; Chordata; Lepidosauria; Squamata; Lacertidae. The record is from RefSeq and is a predicted model, not a curated record.